Messenger RNA from Seriola aureovittata, 6356 nucleotides. RefSeq names its product circadian locomoter output cycles protein kaput-like. The record is from RefSeq and is a predicted model, not a curated record. Gene Ontology annotation, biological process: regulation of transcription by RNA polymerase II; circadian regulation of gene expression. Gene Ontology annotation, cellular component: cytoplasm; nucleus; CLOCK-BMAL transcription complex. The transcript is spliced from 24 exons. The coding region runs from base 464 to 3193 and encodes 909 amino acids. Gene Ontology annotation, molecular function: E-box binding; protein dimerization activity; DNA-binding transcription factor activity, RNA polymerase II-specific. Lineage: Eukaryota; Metazoa; Chordata; Actinopteri; Carangiformes; Carangidae.
UGCCGCGAAAAUGUUUCCACCAUCGCUGGGUUUAGACGCUUCUCCGCCACCGACAUUUAUGCUUUUGACGGAAUUUGCGAGGAUCUUGUCCCGCUCGGAUGUUUAGGCUCGGUCUUCUCGCGGCGUUUGAGGACCAACGGUGAGGUGUGGCUUACACGUGACGUGAUUUGUCAGUGCCUGGAAGGAUAGGAUCUAAAACUAUUACUUUGCCUUCAAGGAGACAUUCCAGAAAGUUUGGUCAACCACCAUGUCUUUCCUGUGGUCUGGUGCCCUCUCGUGACCCCAAUGACCUCGACACCAGUUUUGACCGUAGAGUCAGCUUUGACCCCAAACCCUUUCUACGACCCCUGAGAAGAGACGUUAACUGACCGCGCACAUAAGCUGCAGUGGGGUGGUCUUCCAAAUGCCUACCUCACGCCUAAAGAGCAAUUCAAUCCAGCUACAGCCCUGAUCAGCAGCCACCAUGACAUCAAGCAUAGGGGAUGAUUGUAGCAUCUUUGAUGGGUUGAUGGAAGAAGAUGAAAAGGACAAAGCAAAACGCGUGUCCCGUAACAAGUCCGAGAAGAAACGGAGAGACCAGUUCAAUGUCCUCAUCAAGGAACUCGGCACGAUGUUGCCUGGCAACACCAGGAAGAUGGACAAAUCCACCAUCCUGCAGAAAAGCAUUGACUUCCUGUGUAAACACAAAGAGAUCGCCGCUCAGUCGGAGUCGAGUGAGAUCAGGCAGGACUGGAAGCCUCCAUUUCUUAGCAAUGAAGAGUUCACCCAGCUCAUGCUGGAGGCUCUGGACGGGUUCUUUAUAGCAAUAAUGACGGAUGGCAACAUCCUCUACGUCUCUGAGAGUGUCACCUCACUACUAGAACACCUACCGGCGGACUUGGUGGACCAGAACCUGUUAAACUUCCUGCCAGUUGGGGAACACUCCGAUGUGUACAAGGCUCUGUCCACGCACCCUACCGACCCUGAGAACCUUAGCUCUGAUUACCUGAAGACUAAGAAUCACAUGGAGUUCUGCUGCCAUAUGCUACGAGGGGCCAUUGACCCCAAAGAACCCCCCGUCUAUGAAUAUGUGAAGUUCAUCGGCAACUUCAAGUCACUCAACAACGUUCCCAACGUGACGAGGAAUGGUCUGGCAGGGGUGUUACAGCGGUCGCUACAACCUGCAUUUGACGACCAGGUGUGCUUCGUAGCCACAGUCCGACUGGCCAAACCUCAGUUUAUUAAGGAAAUGUGUACAGUGGAGGAGCCCAAUGAAGAAUUCACCUCCAGGCACAGUUUAGAAUGGAAGUUCCUCUUUUUAGACCACAGAGCUCCACCAAUCAUAGGCUACCUGCCUUUUGAGGUCCUGGGAACAUCGGGGUACGACUAUUACCAUGUGGACGACCUGGAGACACUAGCCAGGUGUCACGAACACUUGAUGCAGUACGGUAAAGGGAAGUCUUGCUACUACCGUUUCCUGACUAAAGGUCAACAGUGGAUCUGGCUGCAGACGCAUUACUACAUCACCUAUCACCAGUGGAACUCUAGGCCUGAGUUUAUUGUCUGCACACACACAGUAGUCAGCUAUGCAGAGGUGAGGGCAGAACAGCGUAGAGAACUGGGUAUUGAAGAGUCUAACCCAGAGGUGGCUGUGGAUAAGAGUCAGGACUCUGGCUCAGAGUCACAGCUGAACACAUCCAGCCUCAAGGAGGCUCUGGAGCGAUUUGACCACAGCCGAACACCCUCAACCUCCUCACGGAGUUCCCGGAAGUCCUCAUCACAUGUCUCUGACAACACUUGCACUUCAACAGCAUCCAAGCUACACAUGGACACGGCCACGCCUCCUCGGCAGUCACUAGCCUCCACCAUGGAGAUGACAUCACAGCGCCGCUCAUCCAUCAGCAGCCAGUCUAUGAGCUCUCAGACCACAGGCCAGAGUGUGACUCCAGGCAUGAUCACACAACAACAACAACAACAACAACAACAACAACAACAACAACAACAACAACAGCAACAACAACAACAACAACAGCAACAACAGCAGCAGCAGCAACAACCACAGCUACAGACAAACGUACAGCCGGUGAUGGAGUUCUCGGCACAGGUGAAUGCCAUGCAACACCUAAAGGAGCAGCUGGAGCAGAGGACCAGAAUGAUCCAGGCCAACAUCCAGAGGCAGCAGGAGGAACUCAGACACAUCCAAGAGCAGCUGCAGAGAGUCCAGGGACAGGGCAUACAGAUGUUGCUUCAGCAGCAGGGUGGAGCGAUGAACGUACAGCUCCCUCAGGUGGGGUCAGUCCAGCAAACGAGUACUCUGACCAGUCAGGUCCAGCAAACGACCAUUAACCCCGUCCAUUCAGGAACUCAGCAGCUCACGAUCCAGCAGCAGGCACCCCCCCCUCAGCAGGCCCUACAGCCGCAGACCAACGCCCUCACACAGCCCCAGCGUCAAUCCCAGCAACCUGCCCAGGCUCAGCCCCAGACCCAGGGCUCUGUAUCUACUCCACUGUACAACACCAUGAUGAUUUCCCAGCCAGGGCAGCCCAAUGUGCUGCAGAUCAGCACCAGCCUGCCACAGAACAACACACCGCAAGGCACAACCGUGGCCACCUUCACACAGGACCGACAAAUCCGUUUCCCAGCAGGGCAGCAGCUGGUGACCAAGCUGGUGACAGCUCCAAUGGCAUGUGGCGCAGUCAUGGUUCCCACCUCCAUGUUCAUGGGACAGGUGGUCACCGCAUACAACCCCUUUGGUGGGCAACAGCAGGGAGGGCAGACCCAGACCUUGACUCUGCAACCAGCCCAACCACCUCAAGCGCAGCCAGAUGGCCAAAACCAGACAGCUGUAGUGGCUCAGAGCGGCCAGCAGGGGCAGCAACAACAACAGCAAUUUCUACAGGGCACUCGUCUUCUUCAUAGUAACCAGUCUACUCAGCUGAUUCUGCAGGCAGCUUUCCCACUCCAACAACAGGGCACAUUUACCCAGGCAACACACCAACAGCAAACACAGCAACAACAACAACAACAACAGCAGCAGCAGCAGCAGCAGCAACAGCAGCAGCAGCAGCAGCAAAGGCAACAGCAGCAGCAACAACAACAGCAGCAGCAAUCUCACCACCAGAGGCACCAGCAGCAGCUGAAACCACAGCCCCAGAAACAACAGAAAGCCCCAACAUCGCACAGGACUGACAGUGUCAGCAGCCAACCACAGUAAAGUAUUUGAGGAAAACAUGUUAUGCUAGAAAACUUGGGGGAACUGAAACUCUUAAGGAAUUGUGGCAUACAUUUGUUUUGGUCGUGUGGCUGCCACAAACUUCCUUUCCCCCAAAAUGUCCUCCUUUCCUCCAGCUGAAAGAAAUUAAUCAUAGGAAAGAGGAAAGAGUCCACAAGGAACUCACUGAGGAUUGUCACCAUGGCAACAGGAUGGAUUAAAAUCCCCUUUUCCCUCACCAGAGGCGGAGUUGUGAGGGAUCUCCAGUCUCCGUGGAAAGCCCACAAAAAUCCAGAGAACACCUUAUCGCCACGGUAACGACUGACUCUUUUUGAAGGUGUGUCAAAGUGGACUGACCUUGUACAGAUUUACUGUAUGAUAAAAAAACAAACUUGUAAAUAUCCAGUAUAGCCUAACAGGAAACAGAAAUGUAGUAUUUUAUAUGAUUGCAUGGAAAAAAUAACUGUGUAAGCUUUUAUUAGCCGCUUUUGAAAAAUGAAUUUUUACUUUGUUCAAGUGUUUUCUGGUCAAAGAUGGAGCGGUGACGUGCUCUCUAAGACCCCCCUCUCCCUCCUCCACUUGUCUCUUUUAGAAAAAAAGUCCAGAAUGAGUCUUUAAAGUUCUGUCAGUUUGUUUAAAAAAUGGUUGGGCUUGGGUUUUUUUUUUUGUGGAAGUUGUGUUUUUAAACACUGUGUCUCUGAGACAAUAACGCUCUUUUUAACUUUGUAAUCACAAAUUAUGUUUGGCAAGAAACUAGAUUACAGUUGAACUGAAUUAUUUGCAGGAUGAUCACUGUACGUAUAACGGGUUUAGUGAUUCCAAGUGCCAAUAACAUAGUCAAUUUUUUUUUUUGAGCAAACUAUUCAAAGGCGUAUAUAUUUUUCAACAAAAUAUUACCCCUAAUAAAGUUCAUGCGUGUGUAUAUAGUAGGGAUUAUUUUUUAACAGUCAGAGAGCCCUAUACGUAACAAACAGUAUAUCCUCAACCUCCUGAAACUUUAGCACUUGAUGUGGUUGUGUACAGUAAAUCACUGUCGAGACCUAGUUGUUUGUAAUCUGUGGUGUGAUUCUGUGAGUUAAUGUGUGUUUUUGGGGAUACAAUCUGUGUGUGCGCAUGAGUGGGCAUGAGAGUCUCUGUGAUUGUGUAUGUUUGUCGCCCCUUGUGUCUUACAAUAAUUGACUUAGUAAGGGUUUGAAGUUGCUGGAUGGUACUUGUAUUCUCAGGAAUGUGGAAAGUUUUGCUUCUGCCUCAGUCUGGAACCAGACCAUGAAGGAUUACACAGUGAUGCUGCAAAGACCAGAGGGAGAAUAGUCAUAAAGGGUGUGGUGACUGAAUCAAAUCUGACCCAGAUUUCUAAGAGCCUUCCUCGUUUCCUUAUCAAAGGAAAAAACAGAGGUUGACUACUCCAUAGGAAUAAAGAUGUAGAUGGAGAAGGGUGUUGUUGAGAUAAAGUAGUGCAGAAAUAUAUAGAAUCCCCUCUCAGCUUUCACUCAGAUAGAAAUCUACUGACUUCAUUGUAACAUCAAAUCUGUCUCAUGGUCUUCUGUAUCAUCAGUGUUUCAUCCUUGUUUCUCUUCCUAGGCCUCAGAAACCCUCAUGCAGUUCAGUUCACUUGUCUCUCAGUUCUAAAACAGCAGUUUAAAAACAGGGCUGGGCCUAGGUCCAUUUUAAAUUUAGAUGGAAAUGGGCUCAGCCCCUGUACUACGGUUGUAAGCCAUAUCGAACAGAAAAGCCUUGGAUUGGAGGAAUUGUAAUGGUUGGCAAAGGAGCAUUUUGAAUGUGUUGUUUUGUCUCUGAGUGUAGUAAAGAGUCUGUGUUUGUGUGUGUGUGUGUGUGUGAGAGAGUGUGUGUGUGUGUGAGAGAGAGAGCGAGAGAGAGCGAGAAUAUAGAGUCUCCUCUUCUUGAUCCUACUUGUAUCACUCGGGGGUCAGUAUUGGUUUCCCCUGGCGAUAGCCAAUCAGUUCUUGCGUUGCAGUAUAAAGAAAUAAUUGUAAUAUUCAAGAAACUUCCACUCUGGUUAGGCUUAGUAUUCUGCAAGCCCAAGUGUGGGACAGCUCAACUUGAAUACAUGUUUGUGUGAGAGAAAGAGUUUGUAUGCAUGUUAACUGUCACUGUAACCCAUUAUAUUUUCAUAUGGAAAAGUGUGACUGGAAAAGGAUGGAUGUGAGGCUAUGCAGAGCAUUGGUCACCUGUCAGGCUAAUGGGCAUUGUUAUUGUUUUACAAUGAAAGACUGCUCAACAAACAUUUAUCACAAUAUCUACACAUCAGACCAGUCUCAAAUAGUAGCCCUCAGAAAUAUGCUUUUAAUUUAGUUUAAAUAGCCAUUUAUGCGACUUAGCAGGGACAAAUUCUUGUCUUGAGUCAGAAAAAAUAAAUAGUUUAAGAGAUUUUACAGCAAGGGUCUUACUAUUCGAACCAGGUCUUCCACCCAUCACAUAGCAAAUAGAUCCUCUAUAGACUAGUUUGUGUUUAAAGCAUCACUCUAAAGGGUAAUGUUGAAAUGUUAAUAGUUUGUGUCACUGAUACCCAGCCCAAAGAAUGUAAAGGUGUUUUAAAGAGACUAAUGGAUGUUGUAACUGUUGAUUAAGGAGAACCUUUGACAGGGUUUGUGAUGAAGGAAAACGAAGGGUGUGAGAGAGAAUCGUGUGUUUCACCGCAAGAAUCCACAUUUAGAAUCUGAAAUACAAUCUUAUUUACAGGCUUUGCAUUGUACAAGAACCUCUGAAUGUUUCGCCAUUACAAACUUUCUGUUUCUGUUUUUGCAACAAUAAUGUUCUGACAACAUCUGGUUUGGGGAAAAAAAAAGAGUUUGAGGUGUAGGAUAUUUGAAAUGGGACGCCACUGACAAGACGGCACGGCUCCCCUCCACACAGAUCACCUUUCCACUACACAAUUUGGUUGAAAUGAGUCCUAGUUCUAGUAUAAUACUGUACACAUACACAAAGCUAAGAACACCAGUAUUCAGUGUAAAAUGGUGCUAUGCUUACCUGUACUGUAUGUAUGUAUAUCCCUUCUUCUGCUCUUGAACUGUGCUCCUUUAUCUACCCCAAAGUCAAAUGUAAUAAUAAUCAAUAUUUUGAAGCAAAAAUGUUUGCUAUUAUUAUAACCCCCCCUCUCCCCUCUUGGUCAAUUUAAAAUAAAAACAGUUGCAAAUAUUAUACGUGA